Molecule: messenger RNA, 537 nt
Organism: Hermetia illucens (black soldier fly)
Lineage: Eukaryota; Metazoa; Arthropoda; Insecta; Diptera; Stratiomyidae
Gene: Gpb5
Product: thyrostimulin beta-5 subunit
Exons: 2
Coding region: 20-517 (165 amino acids)
Biological process (GO): G protein-coupled receptor signaling pathway
Cellular component (GO): cytoplasm; extracellular region
Molecular function (GO): hormone activity
Source: RefSeq, a predicted model, not a curated record
AAGCGUUGGGAGAGUCAAUAUGACGAUAGAAUUGUCCUUUUUGUCGAUAGUUUCCCUUGCACUAAUCCCACUUUCGUACACAAUGUCCAUGGAAUUUCCGGCCGUAAUUGAAGGACCUACAACAGCCCCUCUUGGAUGCCAUCGUCGGCUCUACACUUAUCGCGUCUCACAAGUUGAUAGCAAAGGUCGAAUGUGUUGGGAUCAUGUAAGCGUAAUGUCCUGUUGGGGUCGAUGCGAUUCGAGCGAAAUCUCCGAUUGGAAGUUCCCGUAUAAACGAUCCUACCAUCCAGUUUGUGUCCAUGCUGCUCGAUCCAAGGCAGUAGCCAUGCUUCGGAAUUGCGACGAAGAUGCUGAACCGGAAGCACGAAAAUAUGAGUAUAUGGAGGCUCUAAGUUGCAAUUGUCACACCUGCUCAACAACAGACACCAGUUGCGAGGCUCCCAAUGAAAUUCGUGAUGAAUUCUCAACACGGGUUCUGACUUUGGCCGGUCCUGAUCCGGACGAUUUGGAAUAUUAGUUUAGGGAUGCGGAACCUGU